This is a messenger RNA of Trichophyton rubrum CBS 118892, 453 nucleotides long. Its product is annotated as ubiquitin-conjugating enzyme E2 N. Gene Ontology annotation, cellular component: nucleus. Gene Ontology annotation, biological process: DNA damage tolerance; protein K63-linked ubiquitination. Gene Ontology annotation, molecular function: ubiquitin conjugating enzyme activity. The record is from RefSeq and is a predicted model, not a curated record. Bases 1 to 453 code for a protein of 150 amino acids. The transcript is spliced from 4 exons. NCBI's taxonomy places the organism in Eukaryota, Fungi, Ascomycota, Eurotiomycetes, Onygenales, Arthrodermataceae.
AUGGCGGGGCUACCAAAGCGGAUAGUAAAGGAGACGGAGCGGUUGAUGGCAGAGCCUGUUCCCGGGAUUAAUGCAGUUCCUCACGAAGAUAACCUUCGGUAUUUCGACGUCCGAAUCCACGGUCCAACACAGUCUCCCUACGAAGGAGGGAUUUUCAAACUCGAGCUAUUUUUGCCAGAAGAUUACCCAAUGACACCUCCAAAGAUCCGUUUCCUCACCAAGAUUUACCAUCCCAAUAUUGAUAGAUUAGGUAGAAUCUGCCUUGAUGUGUUAAAAAAUAAUUGGUCUCCGGCGUUGCAAAUCCGGACAAUUUUGCUGUCCAUCCAAGCACUGCUCGGCGCGCCGAACCCAGAUGAUCCUCUGGCCAACGAUGUUGCACAGCGAUGGAAGGAAGAUGAACCCGCGGCCAUUCAGACAGCAAGGGAGUGGACAAGAACACAUGCCAUGGUUUAA